CCUGAGGGAAGCAAAAGGUUAACGAACCGAUCGACCGAUUGAGCUUUUCGCCAGUUUGAAACCGGGGUUACUUGUGACACGGCUAAACAAGCGUGGAAAAUGUCUUUGACGGAGCAAAGCCAGCAGUGGUAUCCUACAAGUGUGCAGGUAACGGUGCACCAGGCUCGCAAUCUACGCGUUAAGGGUAAAAACGGAACCAACGAUGCCUAUGCCAUCAUCCAGCUGGCCAAAGACAAGUUUUCCACAUCCGUCGCUGAAAAAUGUGUCGCCCCUGUUUGGAAGGAAGAGGCGUCGUUCGACUUGACGUUGUUCCAUCCCAGUAAUGCUGAACGAUGCACGCUUUACAUCAUCGUAAUGCACCGUGCCCAGGUGGGUCUCGACAAGUUCUUGGGGCGGGCUGUGGUUAAUUUGCUGGAGCUGCACGACGCCAAGUCCCGCAAAAAGACCGAUUGGUUCAAACUGGUGGAUAAGACUGGGAAGGAGGACAAAGCCCGGGGAGAGGUGCUGCUUGACAUCCAGUUCAUGAGAAACAACUUGUCAGCCAGCAUGUUUGACCUUUCCAUGCAGGACAGACCACGUUCCCGCAUCUCUAAAAUAAAGGACAAAGUUCGUGGGAAGAAAACGGAGGGCCUUUCUGAUUCGGCCUCUGCUAUUGUGCCGUCUGUCAGCCAAGUCCUAACAGACAGUGAUGGAGAGGCCGAUUCUCAGUCACUCAGUCAAUAUCCGGGGAUCAAGAAGAAGUCGAAGCUGAAGUCACUCUUUGCUCCCAAAUCAAACUUACAGCGCAACAUCUCACAGUCCAUGUCUACUCUGGGCACUCUCCCUGAGAAGAACUCCUCUCUCAGUGGCAGCCGUUCCUCUGGCCUCAAUGUCGACUCUCCUGAAGUUAAAAAGAAAUUUAAGCUCCUGGGCCACAAGCGCACGGGCAGCAAUGACAGUAAGGUGUCUCAGGGCCCCUUCUCUCUACUGGGUCGGUCCAAACAGAGCUCUAGUGACCUGAACAACCUUUGCAUCAAUGGCAGCCAUGUGUAUGCAGAGGAGGUCGAGCCCAAGAGUGGGUCAACGCUCAGCCUGAACAGCUCUGGCCAGGGCUCCGUGGAGGAUGUCCACAGACAUGACUCUGACGUCUCUGCACAAUCUCUCAAAGGCUUUGCUGUCCCUUCCAGGCAGGAGCCCACAGACAGAGCUCUGCUGGAUCAACAGCGCCAUCUUGAGGAGGAAGAGAGAAAGCAGGCAGAGGAGAGGCGCAGCGCAGAGGCCAAGAGACUGGAGGAAGAGGAGAAACACAGGGCACAGGUCAAGCGACUGCAGGAGGAAGAGGAACGCAAAUACCAGGAGGAACAGGAGAGAAGGAGGCGCUUUUUAGAGGAUGAGGCAAAGAGGAAGAAACGGAUGGAAGAGGAGGAGGAGGAGAGGCGAAAACAAGAAGAACGCAGGAGAUUGGAAGUGAUGGAGAAACAGAGGCUUGAAGAAGAGCGUCAGAGACGAGAGGAGGCACACAGAGAAGAGGAGCAGAAACGCCAGGAAGAAGCCUCCAUGAGUGAAAGGCUCUCCUCUUUGUUUGGUAUGAUCAGAAAGAAAGAAGAGAAAAAGGAGGAGGUUCAGCAACAAAGUGACGUUAAAGAAGUGGCACCCAUACCUGACCCUCAUCAUGCUUCAGGAGAUCUGGAAGUACAUAGUCCCCACCAGUCCACCAACCCAUUCGAGGAGAUCCCCCUCAGCCCAGAAGCCCUAAAUCCUUUUGAUGAGAAAGCAGCAGAUCAACAGAAAAACAUUCGCAACCAGCAAACCCCAUCUGCCAUGGUCUUCCUCAACCGAACUGCUAAAGUGUCUGCAGUCAAACCAAGAUUGGCUGAAAGUCUGACACCUGAACCCACUGACUCUCAAACCCAUAGUCAGCAGUGUCCUCCUUCCCCAACCACCUCUGAAUCCACCCUCUCUAGUGUCCCGUCCGAGUCCCCUGAUAUGUUCUCCAACUUGCAUUCAUCCCUUGCCCCCCCUAAACCUGAUAGAAGCUCCCACCCUGGAAGCACAGAGAAUUUGUCCUCUGUGGGAUCUUCACCAGUUUUGACUGAGAAGAAGAGAAGAGCACCCCUUCCACCAACCAGUAAUGCUCAUAGAGCUCACACUGGAAUUUCUACACCAGUGGAACCACCAACACCAACAAGAAGUGUAUCUGCUGGUGGAAGUAAUCUUGUCCCUAUUAGGGCGAUUGAAAAUGCAGGAAACAUUGAGGAGAAUAGAGCAGAGCAUGGCAAAAGACCACCUCUGCCACUUCCAGACUAUGAAACCUUGUUUCCACAGAAAAGACAUGGAGUACAAGGUCAUUCUCGAUGGGAUCAUAUCAUUGCUGAGGUUAAUCAGAGAAAGAGGGACUAUCCACCAACAUUAAUUGGUCAAGAAAUGAGUGUGGAUGGCCCAGAAGAUCAUACACCCCCUCUUAGAUCCUCACUCACACAGGCGAGGUCUACUGUCCCCCACCACCAGCAAACACAAUCUCAUGAGACCAAACCAAUCUCUUUAAAAAAGGUGGCAGCCCCCGCUCCUCCUAAAGUACUUGCUGCUACACACCCCAGACCAGUUGAUUCCAUCCAAAAACCAAACCAGAAUGUUGUACAAGCUCACCCAUCUGUGGAGAGGUCUAAUGCAGGAUCUGUAAAUACUGACACUUCAAACAGAGAUGUUCGAUUGGUGAUACCCAAGGAUGGGGCAAGAAAGGCACUGCACCCACCCACUCUCACUACUGAUCACAAACAAGUGCUGCCAGAUGAGGUGCCCAGACCUAUUAGUCAAAUAGGAGGGAACUUAGGACUGGAUGAUGACCAAAACGCUGAAGAAAUGCCCACAGCCAAACCCAGACAAAGGGGUGUUAGUAAAGAGUCAAUGAAACAAACAGACUCUAACACAAGACAAACCGUUUCUGUCCAUAAUAUUAAUAGCAGCAAGCCAACAGUAUCCACCUCAGAUGAUAAAGAUUGGGACAAGAAGAUGAUGGCGACAAAUGAGAAGUUUGCUGAUGACCCAUUCCCCAGUGGUGAGCUUCAUUCCAAAGACCCAUGGACACAAUUGGAUCAGGGCCAUGUUGAAGAUGUUUUCACUGGCAAAGUGCAGAGAGAGCAGAAAUUUGAAGAUCAGGGAAUGUCAGGAGAUGAUCUUGAUAAACUUUACAGGUCAGAGAAUCCAAGAGAUCCCUUUUCCAGCUUUUAUGGCAGCAAUGCAGACAAAAAGCCUGAGCACAAGAAUCAGGGUUUCGAACAAGGUCAGCAUGGUCCUGUUUUCCAAGCAAAACAUUCACAGCAAAAAACAGAGGUUUAUUCAACUCAUGCUCCAUCUAAUACCAGAGAGACCAAAGUUCUGCAAGAACCAGCAUCUAAUGAAGAAACAGUCGCAGCUAAUCAAGGCCUCACACCCAAAGAUACUCCAUCUAUGUCUAUUACCUAUGGAUCCCUUACACUGCCGUCUCAAGUUGAUGAAAAAUCAAAGAACAGCUAUUAUGGAGGAGAAAGGGUGGAAACUCCCUUUAGCACAGAUGUAUCUGGAGCAGAUCCUUUCAAUGUACUCUCCUCUUCCCCCGUGUCCUCUGUUUUGACUACCCCAGAGGCUCACCAGGUAGCUAUGGACGAAUCUGCAUUUGAGCCAGGAGGUUUGUCUGGGGGAAAGAGUCUUUUGCGGGCCUGGGUUUCACCCUCUGAUGUUCAGCCUGUAAGUGCACAGAAUAGCAAUGGAGGUGGGCUGGCCUCAACACCUCGCAGGCCUCAUCCGGUGAAGCCCAUGAGUUCAGUGGAGAACCAGUAUUCCAUCAGCAGCCCUGCUGUGAGAGAUGCAAAAAAGCAUGACAACACAGCAGGGAAGAUAAAGGUGGCAGACUCGGUGGAAAGUGGACCUUAUACUCAGCUGACCCAGGAAGAGCUGAUCACACUAGUAGUGAAGCAGCAGAUGGAGAUGUCCAAAAAGGAUGCCAAGAUCAUCGAGCUUGAGGAGUACAUAGAUAACCUUUUGGUCCGCGUAAUAGAGGAGCAGCCUAGUAUCCUGCUCGCCCUCGGCUCUGGCAAGCCAGCUUAGGGCAACCGGGAAUGCUAAAGCAAAAACAGCAAGCACAGUUAAGUAUUUUGUGUGCUUUUCUACUGUUGUCACUGUGUAUUGGGAAAUGUAAUCUUUAAACAGAUUUUAUUUCCUUAGAGUGUGCACUUUCUUUUUUUACUCUCUCUGUGAAGUCGGAGUAAAAUUUGUCUAUUUGAAAACGCUGGAAAUUGUGUCUGAAGUCUUAAUAAUUAGACGAUGACAAACUAAUCAUUUUGAAGAUAAUCAUCUGAAAUUCUUUUUGCUAUAAACUACCAGAAUUUGCUUUGAAACCACUUCAUUAUAUAUCAAAUACACUACAUCUUGAUUUGUAUGUUAGAUGAAAGCUCAAAUAAGUUUUAUUUAUCAUAGUUGAUGUAUAAUAUAUUCUGUUAUUGCAUCCGAGGUGCAAACAGGAAUUUACUGUCUGCACCUCCUGGCUACUCUACACUGAACUUUGCAGUGGUUCUGUUUAAUCUACAUAUGGAUAACAGCAACUUCUUUGACCAUUUCACACCGGUAUCCCAUAUCUUUUAAUUUAUUUUUUAGGACUAAUUUAUCAUUUGCUUACAUGAUACUUCUUGAUGCUAUGAUGAUUUUUUCAUAGGUCCAACAAGGAAUUACAGCUUUAUUGCAUGACCUCAUCAAGUGACUAAAGAUUCAGUCGUUUGUGGUACAAGUGUGCGUAGUUGGGGCAAAAGUUCAGGUUGCCUUGAUUUAUCAUCCAUCCUACACUGCACCUUUUUUUUUCUUCCUUUUUUGGAGCCUUUUUCUUUUUGAGUCUGUCCAAAUGUAAUUUUUGUUCACACAAUCAACAUUCCUUUCAUUUGUUCCUUACCUCAAUAGAACAUUACCUGUGCUUCCUUGCCUUUAAAGUACUAUGUGCCUAUUUCUGCUCAUACUGUUUCAUAUAGAAAACCAGCAAUAUGUAGAUGUAGCUAGCCAGUUGGUCAUUUACUGUACAUGGUUUGUACAGUGAACAAUGAUAAAUAAGAGAUGUAGUGCUCUGGAUAGACAUUUAUUCAUGUUUUUAUCACGUUGUCCUCUUCUGUUGAUUGAUCUUUUAGCACAAUCGCUUAAUAUGCAAGCUCCAAAGUACACAUCUUUGUGGGGAAAAAAAUGUAAGUCAUAGUAUCCGAAUCAAAUUGUCCUCUGAUGAUGAUAAUGAGAAAUAUGUGCUCAUGGUUAUGAGUGUGUGUAAGUUAUGUUUUAAAAAUCAACGAUGAGACAAACGAUUCUUUUGUUAUGAGGAUUACAUCAAUGUUGGCCUUCUGGGAUGUGUGGGAAAUCCAGCCAAGACUCUGAUUGUAGUUUUAUUCCACCAGUGAGUGGAUCGUAAACACUAUGUCUUACAUUAUGAAGUAUAGCAAUAAUAACGGUGAUUACAUCUUUAAAAUAUUUUUGAAUUGUGCCUUCCAGUUUUCUAAAUUCCAGUCUUGUGAUUGUUAUGGCUAUUACAUCUGGUUUGUUGUCUUCACUGGAUUGUGAGCUCAAAGAUUGUGCUGAAUGUAUGACGUCUUGUCACCUUUGUCAGAAACGGAAUCGAUAUUAGUUUUCUCAAAGGAGAAGUAAUGCUGUGCAAAAAAAUUGAUUUUAAUUGAAAUAAAAUGACACUAAUUGUUGCUCCAAAUUCUUUUCUACAUGCUUGUUUGUUUGUUUGUUUUUUGAGUUGUUCCUUAUCCGAUGCGAGGGUCUAAGGACAGGAUGUUGUGUUGCUGCAAAGCCCCCUGAGGCAAAUUUGUGAGUUGGGCUAUACCAGUUGACUGUUACAUAACCAUUCUAGAGAAGUUUUUUUUUUAACCUUAUACCUAAUAAUUCCACAUAAUCUACUUAUUGAAAGCUUUUCUAAGAUCCUUGCUGACCUCCUGAGAUCAACUGUGUACCUAGUAUGUU
Messenger RNA from Lampris incognitus (smalleye Pacific opah), 5952 nucleotides. It is a transcript of the gene rab11fip1a, whose product is annotated as RAB11 family interacting protein 1 (class I) a. Gene Ontology annotation, cellular component: intracellular membrane-bounded organelle. The record is from RefSeq and is a predicted model, not a curated record. Gene Ontology annotation, biological process: regulated exocytosis. The coding region runs from base 100 to 4062 and encodes 1320 amino acids. Gene Ontology annotation, molecular function: small GTPase binding. The transcript is spliced from 6 exons. Lineage: Eukaryota; Metazoa; Chordata; Actinopteri; Lampriformes; Lampridae.